This is a messenger RNA of Eriocheir sinensis (Chinese mitten crab), 1638 nucleotides long. RefSeq lists its product as uncharacterized. The coding region runs from base 137 to 1588 and encodes 483 amino acids. Gene Ontology annotation, cellular component: membrane. The record is from RefSeq and is a predicted model, not a curated record. The transcript is spliced from 11 exons. Lineage: Eukaryota; Metazoa; Arthropoda; Malacostraca; Decapoda; Varunidae.
AGUAGCUGCUGGGCUGGUGAGUGGUGAGGUGCUACGCGUCCGUGCUCUUGUCUCGGCUCUCCUACAACUCCGUCAGAGAUGCGGAGUGCGAUGGCGGUGGCGGCGACGCUGGUGCUGUGCUUCGCUGUGGGUCUUCAUGCCGCGACAGCCCAGACCGUACGCGCUAGUGGACGGCGUGGCUGACGACGCGGCCGAGGUGGUGUGGCUGGAGCCGCGGGCCCUGCUGAAGGUGGUGGAGGGCGAGAGCCACGUGGUGCACUGGUUCACGGUGCUGCCUGAAGUGUCCUCCGUCACGGCACAUGUGGAGGACGAGCGCGUGGCGAGGGUGGACGCUGUUGGGCCCGUGGUUCGAGGCUCCCUUGACGACAACUUCACCUUCAGCGGCGAGAUCAACGUGGCGGUGCUGUUCAUCGGCUACAACGAGCUCCAUGUGGUGCUUCAGGACGCCCGGGGCGACGUGGCGGGGGAGGCGGUGCUGCAUAUGUCCGUCCUGCUGUCGUAUCAAAACCUCACCAACAUCUUCACGACCGUCGUCAGCGUCUUGGUGGCCGUCCUGUAUGUCAUCAUGGGCGCCACGCUGAACCUCGAGGUGAUCAAGAUAAUCGCAAAGAAGCCACUCGGGCCUCUGGUGGGCGUGGUGUGCCAAUACCUCUUUAUGCCCCUGAUCGCCUUCGGGUUGGCCAAGGCUGCCUUUCCAGGGAACCCUCUGGCCCAGUUGGGGUUAUUCCUGGGUGGCUGCUGCCCCGGCGGCGGCGCCUCCAACAUGUGGACACACCUGCUGGGCGGUUGCCUCGAUCUCUCUAUCAUGAUGACUUUCAUAUCCUCCGUCAUAGCCUUCGCCACCGUGCCGCUGUGGGUGCUGAUGCUGGGCCGGGUCGUCAUGGAGGACACCGACUUCGUCAUCCCCUACGUAGACAUCGCCGUGCUGGUCCUGGGCCUCUCCUUCCCCUGCGUCAUCGGCAUACUCCUUGCAAAGUUCCUGCCCAGGGUGGGACAGGUCUUGGCCAAGAUGCUCACGCCCGUCACGCUCUUCAUGGUAGUGUUCCUCUUUUCCUUCGGAGUGUACUCUAACCUGUACGUGUUCCAGCUCUUCGACGCGACGGUGAUGUUUGCUGGCUUCGGGCUCCCCACACUCGGCUACCUCAGCGGCCUGGGCUUGGCGGCGCUGCUGAGGCUGCCACUGAAGGACCGCAUCGCCAUCAGCAUCGAGACGGGCAUCCAGAACAUGACCAUCGCGGUCAUUAUACUUAAGAUGACCUUGGAGAGCCCGGCGGGGGACCUUGCUGUGGUGUUUCCCGCCGCCGCCGUGAUCAUGACGCCUGUCCCACUCAUCGUCGUCCUCAUCAUCCGUCGCGUGUACCUGUGGCGGAAAGGACCCCCGGAGGAGGAGCAGGAGACCACGAAGAAGGAGGAGGCGAAUGGCAAUGUGGAGGCUGGCGGGGCAAAGGCAGUGGCCAAUGGAGUGAAGACGGAAGCAGACGGAGGGAAGGCGGUGGUAGACGGAGGGAAGGCGGAGAGGCACUGCUCGGUUGCUUCAGCGAAGGCAGGAAUAGAAAACCCAGGGCUGGAGUUGGAGGAAAACCUCUGAAACCUCACUUCCCCCCCUCCCCCUCCACCUCCAUACACUCUCUCUCUCUC